Messenger RNA from Prinia subflava (tawny-flanked prinia), 12320 nucleotides. Its product is annotated as transducin-like enhancer protein 1. Lineage: Eukaryota; Metazoa; Chordata; Aves; Passeriformes; Cisticolidae. Gene Ontology annotation, biological process: negative regulation of canonical Wnt signaling pathway; regulation of DNA-templated transcription. The coding region runs from base 1352 to 3694 and encodes 780 amino acids. Gene Ontology annotation, molecular function: protein binding; transcription corepressor activity. The transcript has 20 exons. Gene Ontology annotation, cellular component: nucleus; transcription regulator complex. The record is from RefSeq and is a predicted model, not a curated record.
GAAACCGCGUGCUAAUGUAAGCGGCGCGGGCGAGCUCGGCGUGUCCAGCUCGGCCACGGCCGCGCUCAGGUCCCGCCGAGCGCCGCCCGCCAGGCCGCCGCCUCGGCUUCCCCUUGCCCUUGGCCAGCGCGGAGGGGACGGGGCAAAGGAAGCCGGUGGUGUUCCCGUCCGCUCGGGUUCGGAUUUUUCAGCUGGGGAGAACUUUAUCCUGGGUCGACAAGGAGCAGCGGGCCACCGCGGAGGAGAGCGAGGAUAAGGAUGAUGCUGCUGCUGAUGUCGCCGCGGUGUAUCGCGCUCGGGGGGUUCUGGUGAGACACGCAGCUCCCAGAAACGCGCCCGCCUGUAGGAGGCUGUAGUGGUGCCGUCGCACGAAGGAGCUUCCCAUCUGAUUUAAACCUCAAACGGACGCUUUAAUUUCUUUCUUUCUUUCUUUCUUUUUAUUUUUAUUUUUAUUUUUAUUUUAAUCUUUCCCAACGGGGCUGGUUGCUUGGACGCUAAGGCCAGCGAACAUCUUGAGGGGUUUGCUUUCCUUUUGUCCUGGGGACUUCUCUGCAACUAACGGAAGAGUCUGUGCUGCGUGUGUGGUACCCUUGCCUCUGCCCUCCAGCGUUUCGUGCAUGUGCGAUUGGAGCUGCUCCGAUCGGGGACGGCUGUGCAAGAGCCCCCGCCCGCCUCCUUCCUCCUCCUCCUGCCUUCCUCUCUUGUUCAUCGCUCCGCGUCUUGCCGGUGGUUUGGCCCCUGCGCCGACGCCUGGGACCAACGCGUCCCUCCCUGGAGACUUUCUUUCGCCCCCUCGGCUUGCCACAGUCCCUCCGCGGACACUGCGACCCGCUCGCUCAGGCUGGAUUUUCCCCUUUUGACAAGGCGCAGAAGUGGAAAGAGGAGUCGCCUCCGCUCGGGGUUUCCGGCGUUACAAUCGCAUCGACCACUUGCGAGUCCGUGAAGGGGAUUAUUCGCUCCCGCUGAGGGGCGGCUGUUGCCUCCCCCCUGCGCCCCGUCGGGUCCCGUCCCGCCGCGCCCGGGCGUUGCGGGCGCCGCCCGCCGGUCGAAGCGCCGGCGAAGGAGCGCGGGGCGCUGGUGACCGUCCCAAGCGCGGCCCGUCCGCCUUUCCCAGCCACCUUCAGCCCUCCUUGGAACACCAGCAACAAAGGACGCCGCGGCUGGGGGAUGUCCCCGCGGCGGGGGCACUGAGUCGCGCCUCGUCCCGCUGCUGCCCGCGGCGGCGAAGGGAAGGCGGCCGGCGGGUGUCGCCGCUCCUGUCCCCUUGGCGCACCGGGUGUGAAGCCGGGGCAGGGCGGGGAGUCUCGCCGCGAGAACCGCGCUGCCAGGGAGACCCGCCGCGGCUGGAGCCAUGUUCCCCCAGAGCCGGCACCCCACCCCGCACCAGGCUGCGGGCCAGCCUUUCAAAUUCACCAUCCCGGAGUCGCUGGACCGCAUCAAAGAAGAGUUCCAGUUCCUCCAGGCGCAGUACCACAGCCUUAAAUUGGAAUGUGAGAAACUGGCAAGCGAAAAGACAGAAAUGCAGAGGCAUUAUGUGAUGUAUUAUGAAAUGUCGUAUGGAUUAAACAUUGAAAUGCACAAACAGACAGAAAUCGCGAAGAGAUUGAAUACAAUUUGUGCACAAGUCAUCCCAUUUUUGUCUCAGGAACAUCAGCAACAAGUGGCCCAAGCUGUAGAACGUGCCAAACAAGUGACCAUGGCUGAAUUGAAUGCCAUCAUCGGGGUACGUGGCCUUCCAGGUCUACCUCCUACACAGCAGCAGUUGCAGGCUCAGCAUCUCUCUCAUGGCCAUGGACCUCCAGUGCCUCUAACGCCACAUCCAUCAGGACUUCAGCCUCCAGGAAUCCCUCCACUUGGAAGCAGUGCUGGCCUUCUUGCCCUCUCCAGUGCUUUGGGUGGGCAGUCUCACUUGGCAAUAAAAGAUGACAAGAAACAUCACGAUGCAGACCACCACAGAGACAGAGAGCCAGGCACAAGUAAUUCUCUGUUGGUCCCGGAGAGUCUACGAAGCACAGAUAAACGCAGGAAUGGCCCUGAAUAUGCCAAUGACAUCAAAAAGAGAAAGGUGGACGAUAAGGACUCCAGCCACUAUGACAGUGAUGGGGACAAGAGUGACGAUAACUUGGUUGUAGAUGUAUCCAAUGAGGAUCCUUCUUCCCCAAGGGCAAGUCCCACUCAUUCACCACGUGAAAACGGUAUAGAUAAAACCCGCCUACUGAAGAAGGAUGCCUCCAGCAGUCCAGCAUCUACAGCCUCUUCAGGAAGUUCUGCUUCCCUCAAAUCCAAAGAAAUGGGUCUGCAUGAAAAAGCCAGCACGCCUGUUCUGAAGUCCAGCACACCAACUCCUCGAGGUGAUGUGCCAACCCCAGGCACUAGUGCAACUCCAGGACUCCGUCCAGGCCUUGGCAAACCUCCAACAAUGGACCCUCUGGUUAACCAAGCUGCUGCAGGUUUGCGGACGCCAUUGGCAGUACCAGGACCGUACCCUGCUCCGUUUGGAAUGGUACCUCAUGCUGGCAUGAAUGGAGAGUUAACCAGUCCAGGGGCAGCCUAUGCCAGUCUGCACAAUAUGUCACCCCAGAUGAGUGCCGCUGCUGCUGCAGCUGCCGUGGUUGCCUAUGGAAGAUCUCCUAUGGUUGGGUUUGAUCCUCCUCCUCACAUGAGAGUACCUGGAAUCCCUCCAAACCUAGCAGGGAUUCCUGGGGGAAAACCAGCCUACUCCUUUCAUGUUACUGCGGAUGGUCAGAUGCAGCCAGUUCCUUUCCCUCCUGACGCCCUCAUCGGCCCAGGAAUCCCUCGCCAUGCCCGUCAGAUCAACACCCUGAACCACGGGGAAGUUGUGUGUGCAGUUACCAUCAGCAACCCCACGAGGCACGUGUACACGGGUGGGAAGGGCUGUGUCAAGGUUUGGGACAUCAGUCAGCCUGGCAACAAGAGCCCUGUCUCUCAGCUGGACUGCCUGAACAGAGACAACUACAUCCGCUCCUGUAAGUUGCUGCCCGAUGGAUGCACCCUCAUAGUUGGUGGGGAAGCCAGCACAUUAUCCAUUUGGGACCUGGCAGCUCCAACUCCUCGUAUAAAAGCAGAGUUGACAUCCUCAGCACCUGCCUGCUAUGCUCUGGCUAUCAGCCCUGAUUCCAAGGUGUGCUUUUCCUGCUGCAGUGAUGGGAACAUUGCAGUGUGGGAUCUGCACAAUCAGACAUUGGUCAGGCAAUUCCAGGGCCACACAGAUGGAGCCAGCUGUAUUGACAUUUCUAAUGAUGGUACCAAGCUCUGGACAGGAGGUUUGGAUAACACUGUCAGAUCCUGGGACUUGAGAGAAGGGAGACAGCUACAACAGCAUGACUUCACAUCACAGAUAUUUUCCCUUGGUUAUUGUCCUACUGGUGAAUGGCUAGCUGUGGGAAUGGAGAGCAGCAAUGUGGAAGUGCUACAUGUAAAUAAACCAGACAAGUAUCAACUGCACCUUCAUGAGAGCUGUGUAUUGUCACUCAAGUUUGCUUACUGUGGUAAAUGGUUUGUGAGUACUGGGAAAGAUAACCUUCUUAACGCAUGGAGAACUCCUUAUGGAGCCAGUAUCUUCCAGUCCAAAGAAUCUUCAUCAGUGCUUAGCUGUGACAUCUCUGUGGAUGAUAAGUACAUUGUCACUGGCUCUGGAGACAAAAAGGCUACAGUCUAUGAAGUUAUCUACUGAAAAUAUGAUGGGGAUAUUCUUUUAGAGGUUGAACUGGGCCAAAAUUGUUUGUAGAAGUAGAAAGGUUUUGAAUUUUUGAAAGGAAGAAAAGUGUUCAGGUUCCAGACCUUGCCAUGAAACUACUCCGAUUUUCCAAAAUAGAAGGCAACAUGCAGCACCUAAGUAUUGGCUACGUGGACCAGACGGAACACAGAGGCAAGAUGGACAGAUGUAGCCUAGGUUUUUCACAUAAUUUUUAAAAGCCAAGUCUACUGAAGAAUGUUGGAGCCUUUUAUUUUUUUCUUUUUGUGACCUCAUGCAAAUUUUUCUCAUUGCCUGAAUAUGGGGGAUAAACACCUUUCUGUUCCUUGCAGUUCAAGUUGCAUUCUGUCCUGUAUAGAACAGCAGUGUCUCAGAUGAACUUGUUUCCUGGUUUUGCAUCUUGUGAUAUGUUUUUGUAUUUUUGUUGAAGGUCAAACAUUUGUAUAAAUUGUAAAUAUAUUUAGUUUACUACAGUAAAGGCUUUAGUACCAACAACCAGUCUUCCCCCUUGCCCCCUCCCUGCUUGCCCUGCUUAUUUAAAAUUAAAAACCUUUUGGGGAUAUAAGUACCUUUUUAGGAGUAAAAGCAAACACUAUGUAUAGUUUGAAAAUGGUGUCUUAUUCUUUAUAACUAUUGUUAGAUUCCUUUAUCAUACUUCAAAGUAGUUGAUUUGACAAAUUAGGGUAUCAAGUCCAGUAGAUAUUGUCUUGUUCUACGGAAACUUAAAGGCAGUUUUGUACUAAUUAUAGUGUACAUAUAAAAAUUGAACAUUUCAUAAAGCUGUGUAGUUUAAGUUUAUUCUGAUGUCCCAUGCAUAUGUUCUUUGGCAGAUACAGUAAUAUGUGCCUGAUUAUGACUCAUUUGGUCAUUCCUCUAGCAGAGGAGGUGACUUGCCUGUCCUUUUCCCCCCCAGCUGAACAGAAUUCAUGUGAGACUUCAUUUCAACCAAGUACAUCAGAGCCUUUAUUCGUUAUAUGAGGAUGUCUGUGAUUAGAUAAGCUAGAUAAGUUGCAUCCUUCAUGUUUUACAGAGAAGUGGUAGUUAAUGACCAUUUCCUUUUUAAAGUCUUGUCUAUACUUAGAUACUCAGGUAAAUUUUAAUAAAUUACCAAAAGUGUGAGUUUUACAGGGGAUUGCUUAAAGAUGUUAAAUACUUGCAGGGUUGCAAGUGAAGUGAAUUAACCUAAACUAAGUUAAACUCGCUUCUUAAUUUCUUGGGAGAAUAUUGACGAAGGAAUAUUUUGAUUUUUAAUUAAUCCACUCUACAAAUUAAUUAGAAUUAAUUUUCCUGAGUGUCCCAUGUUUCACAGGCCUGUAGGCUCUAUGUAUUCAUGCUGAGCAAUCUUUGAGUCCUUUCCAUUGUCACAUCACUGUGGGACAUCUGUGAAGAGCCAUGAUAAGCAGCCAGUUACCAAAGCUAUGCAUCUUCAAGUUUUCUUGGUGUACUCAAGAGCAAUGGAUGAGGAGAGAAUGUGAACUUUAUUUAACUAGUAUUUUUUCAGUCUAAUGUGUUCUGCCAUUGUGUGCUAGACAACAAACUUUGCUGUUGCACUGAUGAGAGCCAUACAUUUCCUACAUUCUGUAAUUUGGUUAGGGUUUCUGUUGCUAAUGGAGAGUACAGAUGAAGAGAAGGAUUUCUUUGAACAAGUAAUUUAAUUACACAAACUGGCAGACAGAAGAAGAGCUGCUUUCUCAUUUUGCUAGCAUUUGACAAUGGCCUAUGUCCCUGCUCUUUCAAAGACGCGUAGCUAGGAAGAAACAAGCUUGACUGACAGAUGCGUUGAUUGGAUAAGGAAUCUUUCAUCUGGGGGCAAAUUUUAUCUAAGUUUCUAGUCUGAAGAGACACAGGUUUUCUUUUCAAUUUAUGUGACCAUUCUACUGAAACCAUUUUAUAGCAUCUAGAAGUGUAAUAGCCUUAACAUAUUCACAUUACAUUCAGAAUGUAAAAUGUUACCCAUUCAGGGUAAUCUGGUCUCCUAAACAUUUAAAAUUAGCAUUCUACCAAUAUAUAUCCAUAUAUAUCUUCAUUGAUUACUUAGUUCUUAAUUUGUAUCUAUAUGAAAAUGACAUCUGUAUGAAAAUGUUGCUUUCAGACAUAGUGGGGCAAAAAGCAGAGUCAUCAGACUUAUCAAAGAAUUAACUAUAUUUGCUACACUGAAAUACUGGGAAGUGCUAUGCCAUUUUUAAAAAGGAAAGUUUUAAAACAAGAGUUUUUAUGAGAUUACUUGAUUUUUACACUUUUCAUAUUGAAAUUUUUUCUGAACAUCUGGCCCUGGCAGUAAUCACUGACUUUAGAAACACUGGCAAAUUUGUUUUAGUUAGAACCUCUGGGAUUUUUGCCAAACUGCUAUCACCUUGGCUUUUGCUUUAUGGGUAUCCUUUUGCUGUUCUCUGAAGUCAAUAUCAGAUGAACCAAGAAUGCAAGUAUUCUUACACAUCCAUAUAAAAACCCCACGGAAGUGUAAUUGGUCUGCUAUAUGUUGUGACAUAGUGCUUGCUAGUAAGAUCACAUUCUUUUCAAUCAUGAGGUUCAAAAUCAUAGUGUCAGGAAAAUCUUAAAAUACCUUGUUUUCUUGGCUUCUAGAGUGCACAGUGUCAAAGCAGUUAUGGAAUCAGAAAUUUAUGCAUGUGAAUGAAUUUAAUCAUAUUUGUAUCGUAUAUUUCUUGAUUGUAAUUAAGACACUAAUUCCUUUUUUCCCCCCUUUAUAUCUACUCUAUGCCUUGGGUCUAAAAAUUAGUGGAUGCAUCUGAAAAUUUCUGGAUGCAUCAUCCAUAUCAUCCAUACUUGUGGAUGAGUAGUUGCCUCCAUUUGUUGUUUCAGAUUUCACUUUAAUGUUUAUAAAACAUGACUUUUUUCAUUUGUCAGACAGUAAAGCAUAUUUUACUUGCAGAUGUAGUUUUUAAUGAAAAGAUAGAUUUACUGAACUCCUAGCAUGUCUACACAAUUACCUUAAAGAUGUAAAACUUGUGAAGCUUAAAACUUUUGUAAGUUCUUGUAGACCUGUGUGAAGUAGUGGGUGGAAAUAAUUGCUUAUUGAAUGAAAAAACAGACCAACCAAGAUCAGCCAGAACAGAAAAGGCACUUGGAAAACCAUGUGGGUAAAAGAAAUGCACCAGUAACUAUUGUGUAGGUAAUUAAUUUUAUUUUUUUUUUGUGGGGGUGCAAUUUAAUUACAGUCUUAAGAUUGCUUUGGUUAGCCCCUUUUUGGGACGGUCUUUAUGUGCUGGGUGGCCUUCAGUAUUCAGAGAUGUCUGAAUGCCACUCUGGCAAAUGCUAGUGCUACGUAGAAGCAGGGAGUCCUUACUAAAGACAGUUUGGAUGUCAGUGCAAACAAUAACUGAUGAAGAGGGGAUUUGUGGUAAUGCCAAUUCAACUGAACAAAAUCCUUUGCCAGCUUUAAUAUGUAUAUUUUGUAUAUGUGCAUUAUGGCAUAACCCUUCAUAAAUCAAUUGUACAGAAAGUCAUGAUACCAUUCCAGACAAUGUAUUUGUCAGUGUGUCAGACUUUCUUUUUGAUUAUAAUUUCAAGCAACAAUAGUUCCCCAUGUUAGUCCACAAGACACUGGUACCUGAGACAGAAGUUUCAUCUAUGUUGGUUCUUUCUAACUCAUUUGGCAUUUCUAGGACUUUUGUUCCUUUAAAGGAAAGAGGGAGCUCUAAAUGCUCUAAGAUUUUCGUAGACUGUUAUAACAAGUGUUAUUUUUUAAUAGAAACAUCAAUGUAGAAUCAUACAUACUUCUGUGUAUGAAUGAUUGACCAUAAUUUUUAGGUCACAUUUUUGCAUUGGUGAUACAAGUAGAAUUUCAGAAGCUUCCAAGUUACUCAAGUAACUCAGAUUGACAAACUGAUUUUUGGUUUUGGUGUUUAAUUCUUGAUAGGGUUUUUUGUCUGUAAUUUUGUGGAAUGACUGGCCCACUUAGGUGCCCAUGGGAUUAUGUAGUCUAGCUAGAAUGGUAUUUCUUAUUUUCUAUUAUAUUGGUGCAAUUUUGAGUUGAUGGGGAAAUUCCACCAUUCUUUUAAUUAAGAAAGGUGGAUUUUGAAGUUUUGGGCUAAGGAGGAGUACUGACUUCUGAUUUCGCACUACUGAUAAAGUGUUUACCCCUUAAAUCACUUCACUGGAUAAUCUGGACUGACUCCCAACUCUGCUGUCUCCUUUAAGGGUUCUGUUUUUAUCUCCUACCACAAAUACACAGAAAGACUUUAAAAAUGUAAGUCUGUGUAGGGUUUCAUUAAAUUAAUUCUGUUCUGCCAGACAGACACACUUCAUUACACAGCGAGCAAAUUGAAGCAAAUCCACGUUGAACCUGACAAACACCAGAAUGCAAGAGAGUUCAUGACAGGAAAUUCAUGGACAGAAUCACUUUGGUUAGAAAAGCCCUCCAAGGUCACCUAGUCCCAACUUUGACUGAACAUCACAUGUAAACUAAACCAUAGCAUUAUGUGCUGUAUCCAGUCAUUUCUUGAACACUUGUGUGGUGGGUGACUCUACCACCUCCCUGGGCAGCCUGCGCCAAUGCUUGACAACUUUAUCCAUGAGAAAAUUCUUCCUGAGGUCCAACCUAAACCUACCCUGGCUUAGCUUGAAGCUGUGUCCUCUUGUCCUGUGGCUGAGAGGAGAGGCCAAGUGGCACCCAACUUGCUACAACUUGAUUUCAGGGAGUUGUAGAGUGGUGAAAUCUCCCCUGAGCCUUUUCUCCAGGCUAAACAACCCCAGCUCCAUCAGACACUCCUUAAAAGACUUGUGCUCCAGACCCUUCACCAACUCCUUUGCCCUUCUCUGAACACACCUCAGUGUCUUUGUCAUGAGUGGCCUGAAAUGGAACACAGGAUUUGAGGUGCAGCCUUUCCAGUGACAAGGGCAGAGAAAAUCCUGGCCCUGGUCCUGCUGGCCACAAUGCUGCUGACACAAAGCAGGACACCACUGGCCACCUUGGCCACCUAGUCACAUUGCAGGACAAGGGAAAAUGAGAACAUAGAAUCGCAUACAUUUCAGAUGUAAUCUAAUGGGCAAUCUACGCAAUUCACCUGGAAUGAGAUUUCAGUGUGCAAUUUCACUGACUUCUGUUUCUCUGUAAAAUUGUUCAAAUGUUUCUGCAUUAUUAUUCAAAGACAUAUGAGUUGUGUGUUUGAACUGGAAGUGGACAUUUCUUUGAUAUCCAUAAACACCAAAUCAUCUCAUCCUAAAAGGAAAGGGAGUUAAAUCAUAGCCAGUUCUCAACAUUUACCAUCACCUCUUAUUUCUGCAGCUCAAGAUCUGCUUCCAAGCAACUGAUAAUCCCAUUUUCAGCAACAUACUCCCAAAUGUCUCAUUGCAACUUGAGUGCUUAGUGCAGUGUGGUAGAUUUUGUAAGGGAAACCAUACAUGUAAGAACUGGGUGCUUGAAAAAUCUGCCCUAUGGGUCUGUAUUACUGACGUCUCUGAGAAAUUAACACAGAAUUUCUGCUCAACUGUAUAGGAGAGAUCAAACACUCACUGAGACAUUUUAAGCACACAGGUGGGCUUGUGGUUUUUUUGGUUUGGUUUGUGGUUUUUACCUAUUUUCUGCUGAUUUAUUUCUUUUUUUUUCUUCUGAUAUAAAUCUAAAAAGUAUAAAUUGAAUACAACAAGAAAACAUUAAGGGAAGUCAAAAGAACUUAUAUUAGUCUUCAUAUGGCAGAAUGUUGUUGAAGAUACUGUAUCUCAAAGCAAAGAACCUACUAUUUCUGUGAUAUUUUGUUCUUGAGAGAACUGGAUUUCUAUUUCCAUGAGGCUAAAGUGCUGCUCAGAAAACUGAAUACCAAAAACUUUUGGUUGCAGGGACAAAUGUUAGUUAUUUUCAAAUCGGAGCCAGGAUUUUUUUUGUUGUUGUUGUUGGUUUUUUUUUUUUUUUUUUUUUUUUUUUUUUUUUUUUUUUAUUGGGUUUUUGUUUUGUUUUGUUUUGUUUUGUUUUUGUUUUUUCUCCAAUAUUUCUUAGAUCUGAGUCCCAGAGUUCACUCCGAGAAGCUAAACAGCAAUCUAUGUUCUUUCUGGCUCUAUGCUCUAUUAUGCAUUAUUAAGAAUCUAGUUGCCUGUUAAUAAUAUAUAGUAAACAAGAAAAUCUGAUUGAAUAUUUUAGUGGAUAGCUGCAUAAUUAUAUUGAGCAGUGUCUGCUGUAAUGAUUUUCCUCACUAAAGGAAGCACUCAGAUAUAAAAUAGCUGCAUUAUUCUAUAACCAUACUUUUAUUGUUGAUGCAAUUCAUGGUUUGGCAUAGUUGACUCUUCCUAGAAAAAUUCUGUGGUGGCUUCUGAGGUAAAACUUAAAAUCAUAAGAUUUUCCCUUCCUAUAUAUAAUUUCAUAUGUGAUUUUUCCCAUUUUUUUAAAAGUUAUGUUGAUUCAUAGAAGAGAUGCUGCAAGGAACACUAGACAUUUCUAUUGUAUACAUCUUGGCAAGGAUUGCCUUUGCUUUGUUCACAGCACAAAGAUAUCUCUCAAACCCUGUUUCUGUCUGUAUUCUGCCAAAAAAGUUUCAGGUGAAGAUAACACAUAGUCUGGAGACUAAGUAAUCGAACAUAUUGUUAUCAUUAUCCCUUUUGUAUACUCUGUCAUUAACAUAGAAAAUGGAGAUGAUAGCCUGUAACUGCAAACAAUAAAUGCUGUUUUUCCUUUGAGCACUGAUUUUAAUGGCAAUUUAAAGAAUUUAACAAGCAGAAUGAAGGGGUCAUAAAUGAAAGUUAACCCAUAGCAGUUGGAAACUGAGAAAUCCUUGUUACUUUCCUGGUAGUGAGCCUAAUUUGUUUAAAAUAAAAUCCAUCUGCUCAUUUCACAGUCUUUGUCACACUUCCUUCAGCAAUCCACAGUGGAUUACACCCUUACUUUAAAAACUGGCUGCAACUAUGAUAAGCUAUUAAAUCUUAUUUUGUGGUUUGCUGUAGCACAAAAUUUUGCAGACCAAUGAAGAUGCCCUUUAUUCUUUCUUAAAAGAUAGUCAGCUAUUGGGUUUUGGGUUGUUUUUUUUUUUUUUUGCAGUUGGACACGAUUUUUUAAAAUUAGUUUUCAAAUAAAUAUACAAUCUGAUGGCUUUGCAAAUUCAAAGUAUUUUCUAAUUGUUGAUGAAUUAGCCAAACACUACUGUUAAGUAUGUAAAUGUCCUUAAUGUCAGCCUGUUGCCAAGCAUGCAACAAAACUUUGGAGUCAUUCAACUUUUGUGGCUACAUUAAAUUUACUUACUGGAAUAAGUUUCCUUUUUCAUACAGAAAUCACUUUACUACCAUGCUCCUUUGUGGUUCCUUCUGAAUAUACAUUAGAUCUCUAGAGGUGUUUUAAUGAGUUAUACAUACAUAAUGCUUCUAAUUUUUCUCUUGUCUUUCUGAUUGUUAAUUGUAUGAGAUGUGUAUUUCUGACAGCAGUUGAGUGAAUAUUCACAAAUAUAUAAUUGAAUUUUUGAAUGUGUACUUCAAGAAGUUUAUAGACUUGUAUAGAUAAAUAAUUGAUUUUCGUUUGUCAAAUUGAAGAUUUUUCAAGUCCUGAUACUCUUGUAUUUUUAUCAGUGGAUCUGUUUAAGGAAAUACUUCUGAAUUUUGAAUGGUUUUCAUAGCUUUUUUAUUUGUUUAUAGAGACUCUUCUUCCUUGAGUACAAGUUAUUGACCUGGUAUUCUAUUUAUAAUUCUUCCCAGUUCUUCAGUAUUUUAUCUAGCUGUAACUUAUUAAAAACCACAAAUAUGAAAUGGGGAUAUUAAUGACAAGUGGUUUAAAAAUGUGAGAGUUUUAAAAUGCAUGUUAGAAUAUUUCAACAUUUUUGUUAACUGUAAUUUUACAUUUUUUCAUUACUUAAGUAAUUAAAAAAAAAUCCUUAGGGUUGAAUUAUAGUAAAAUUUUAUACAUCUCAGUACUAAUUUUGUCUCCCAGUGGACAGCAAUAAUUUAGAUGGGAUUGUUUUUACUCUAUCUAAUUUAUUCUUGGGCAGGGGGGAAGGGGAAAAAUAUUAACCUUGCAAAUUUUGCUAAUCAUAAUAAUUUCAUUACUAUUGUUUUUAAUAACCUCCAUGCCUUCAGAAAUUUGUUCUUCUAUAUUUUGAAGAAAACAUACAGAUAUACAGGGUUCUGUAAUAAAAUGUGUUUACAGUAUUUAUCCCCUGGGUUAACUAUAACAGUAAGGGGAAGUACAGUGACAGAUACCACUUGCAAUAGUUGCUAGUGCUAUGUGCCUUUGAAUAAUUUUCUUUAGUUAUUAAUUUUUUUUGUAAUCUUAGGUGAGAUGAGCCACUUUAAAUCAGUUUCAUUUCUAUCAAAGUAGAUAUAAUAAUACAUUCUUAGAGCUUUACUAAUCUUUCUAAUUUUAAAUCUGCAAGGUAAAUGGUUGCAUGGAUGGUUUUGAACUGAUUCAGCUGUUAUGGUUAACUUCCUAGGUUUCAAAAUCUGCUAUAGUAGAGGGAGAAAAUACCAGUUAUAUUUGGGAGGGUUAUUGCUUUCAUUUUGUACUAUAUAUCAGUGGGACUUUCUUACCACAGUAGGUGUGCUCACAGUUUUAAUGUUCCCAUAGUUUGCUCCAUGUGUUUCAUUUGAAUUUAACUUACAAAUUAAUCCCUUUCCAUAGGUGUCUGCUUUGUACCUUAACAAGUAUUAAAAUAAUCAAAAUAUCACUGCUUGA